Molecule: messenger RNA, 2364 nt
Organism: Alternaria alternata
Lineage: Eukaryota; Fungi; Ascomycota; Dothideomycetes; Pleosporales; Pleosporaceae
Exons: 4
Coding region: 346-2181 (611 amino acids)
Source: RefSeq, a predicted model, not a curated record
GCUUUCAGCUCAUGCACGCAAUGUUCUAAACGGUUGCCUCGUUUGAUUGCGUCUCGACUUAGCCGGUCAGUCUUUGUGCUACGCACCAUCCCUUUCGACGAAUGGCACACUGGCGCUUAGAACAAGGCAAACAACAUCGGAGACAAGCCUCCCCGCCAUCUUACACAUCCAAAAUUCAUGAUAUCCGCGACUCUCAGCCUCAUUACUCAGGGGCUAGAUUCGGGUUACAGGUCUUUAUCUAUUUAGACCUUCCCAGAACGCUAAUGUUCUCGAGCUUCUGGUAUACGAGUGACCUACAGCAAAACAAGGCCUCACUUCGGACUAACAAACAUAUCGCUUGUCGAAAUGGAAGCUAUGGCGACCUCAACCAGCAUGUCUUGCAGUGACGAAGAGUUCGAGAAGCCGACGACGAGAGCGCACUCAAUUUGGAGACUUUUCCAGAUCGCUUUCGCUUUCGCAACAGUGUUCUUCCCCUUGGUUUUUGUAGCGACAUUGUUGUGUCUUUUCGUUACGAUCCCUGCCUGGACGAUACAGGACCCGCCGGAAGAGAAUGCAAACCUCCCCAUUGACCCUCAUGAUGAAUCGUUCCUAACGACAACGGUAUUAAUCAACAAAGUCGCGCUUACCAGCUCGUUUGCCUCCAACGUUGCGCAGUGGGCCGCCGUGCCAUUUCUGUUACUUUACUCGUUUCUCGUAGCGCUUGAGCUGUCGAACCGACACGAAGUAAUAGACCAAGAUAUGAAAAAGCUUUUACAUGGCGACCAAACGUUCCUUCUAAACUGGACUGUACUUCGAUUAUGGCGUGCUCGGAAGACAAAGAUUGCGAGUGGAACCAGGAUCGCCGGUAUUGGCGCUUUUUUAUGUGUAAUUCUUACAUUUCUUCUGCUAGUCGGAGACAAAGUAUUGUCAGGAACUCUUGCUCCAACGUUACAGCGCGUCUAUGAAGGCACGUCCCCAGGCCCUAACUAUGUGCCAGGCGAUCCCCCGUUCUUUGGCGGUUUCAAGAUCAAUGAAGCGAUAUGUCCAUUCAAUGAAACGAUCAUUGGUAGCUACGAUCACGACGCUUUUCCACCUUGCACAAUAAAUGGAUCGAGCAAACCUUGGACACUCUUGGACGCUCCAUCAGCAUAUCGAGUGCUUGCGACAGGACUGUUGAAUCAAACAGGAGAAUACAACAACGAGGAUUUCAACACCCUAAAUGUGGCCUGGGAUGCUGGCGCAUUCAUAUACACCCAGCUUGUCACGCAUAUCGACGAUGUCACGGAUGAACAGCACGUUCUUUACUUCAAUCCAUGGUCAGCUGAGGAAUACAGCGAUAGCCCAAAAGUCAGCAAACUAGAUCUGACAAACCAGGAUGUAGAAAGAGUUGGUAUUGAUUACGUCGCCGAAACGAUUUCCGUUGUAACCGAGUGCACUGCAAUCACUACGGACUGUGGAAUCUACAACACUACAAGUGAUGCUUCCUCGAUACCAUAUCACUGCUCCAACGGCUUCUAUGGCGACUUGAAUGAGAUACCAGCAAAUGGGCUAGAGCGUCUCAAGGGCUGGAACACAACGUUCUUCGACUUUCACAAUGACCCUUCGCUGAACGUUUCCAUCGCAUCCCAAUUGAACCCAUUCAGCUACAACGUCACAGCUGUUGUAGACAGUAUCGAUCUGAAUGACCUCAUUCUCUAUGGAGACCCGCAGGUACCCCAAGGCAUUGUUGUUGAGAUCGGAGACGGGCGUGUGGGAUUCGCGAUGUCGUGCAAUUCUACGGUCUACGACGUUACGUACUCACUUGUCAAUGGUAGCAUCCUCGUCUUCAACACGACAUUGACCGCUCCCAGCAUCGCAGCCAUGAUCAAAGCACCACUGCAAGCUGGCUUUGGUAGCUACGAACUCUUUGAGAAAGCUGCCAUGUCGGUAUUGCUAUCUCAUUCGACGAUCCUGGACGCGAUGGAGCUUGCUUUCAGCCAAACCUUUCUGGCGCUUGUGGCUGGUGUCUACGAUCCGGCUCCGUUCAUCGAAAAGCGUUGGCGCUAUGAUAUGACGGUCACGAAGAUUAGAAAAGCGCCAUUCUAUUUUCUGGUCGUUUGCAUGUUCAUGUAUGCGAUCGUCGUUUUGGUAUUCACGUUGAUAGCCCUCAGUCUCUUCCGGAGGAGUAAUGUACGAGCUUUGCACGCUCAGUUGAUGUCUUAAGACCAAGGAAAUGCUUGGGCGAUAAUCUUUUCGGUUUGUUCGCCGCUGAGCAGGAUUGCAACUUCUCUCCUUCUUAUGUACUAUCCCCGUACGCAAUAUCAAACAGAAAGCAAUAACUGCAGUGCAGUAACUUCGUUUGUGGCUACUGGUCAGUAUGAAUGGCAGUAGAAACUGGGUUGUCAC